Messenger RNA from Medicago truncatula (barrel medic), 1362 nucleotides. RefSeq lists its product as uncharacterized. Lineage: Eukaryota; Viridiplantae; Streptophyta; Magnoliopsida; Fabales; Fabaceae. The record is from RefSeq and is a predicted model, not a curated record. Bases 1 to 1362 code for a protein of 453 amino acids. The transcript is spliced from 4 exons.
AUGGCUGGCGAUGCAACUCAGUUAGUUGAACAAGUUGACGAAGUUAGCUUGAGAUUUAUGGUGGAUAGAGAAAGGAACAAAGUUCUAUAUGUAGAGGCAGGGAAGGAUUUUGUUGAUACUCUUUUCAGCUUCUUAAUAUUUCCUUUAGGGACUAUUGCAAGACUUGCGGCUAAGGAGUCAAAUAUCGACGCAGUGAAAUUUGGAAGCUUGAGCUCAUUGUACGAAAGUGUAUCGGAUCUUGGAGAAGAACAUUUGUGGAAUAAAACUUGCAAAGAAAUGCUACUGAAACCAAGGGUUCCCAUGGGACUUUAUUACCGGAAACUCAAAUUCAAUAUCGAUGAAUCAGAGCCGUUGAGAAAAUUAUUGAACCAAGAAAGUUUCGUAAAUUCCCUAAAAGGAAUUGAAGAAAGCGGUUUUGUCAAGGAAACUUCAACUUUUAUCGUUUCUGACGAUCUUUGUGUGUUGGCGAAUGAAGUUGGAACAAGCUUAAAUCUUUGUCAGAAGCAUGGAGUCAAUGACAUUGAUACUAUUGAUAAACGAACCGUUAAUAUCAGCAAGAAAGAGGUAAUUGAUAUUCUAAAGUUAUCUUUGGUCUCAAAGACUCCUUUGACAGACUUUAUCUAUAAAAAGGAACAGUUUGUUGGUAAUUUAGACCCAAGAAACCGGUCGGAAUUUUGGAUUCGAGAGGUAGAUGAAUCAUCUGAUGAAAUUAAUGACAAGAUGGUUGUGAAAGUACUGAGGAGAAAAUCAAAUGAACAAAUUCUGUUUCUAGAGGCGCAAGAUGAUUUUAUCGACUUUGUUUUUAGUUUUCUAACCUUCCCCUUAGGAGGAGUGUUGCAUAUGCUUCAAGGAUUCUCUUUGUUAAGCUGCAUUGAUAAUUUAUACAAAAGCAUGAUUGAGUUGAGUUCGGACGGAUGCAUAAUUUCAGAAAAUCUCAAAGAGAAACUAACUAAACCGCCGAUUCCUAUGCAAUUUGAACUCAGGAACCAAAUAUUACCGAUAGAUACCAAAUAUAAGGAUUAUUAUACACAAUAUAAAUUUAUUGAUCCUAAAUCCCCUAUUUCUGGAGGAUAUGUCAAAGGACCGAUUACCUUCAUCGUGACAGACGACAUGGUAGUGACCCCGUUAUCAUCCAUUGCUGUUGUUUCCUAUCUAGAAAGAAUGAAGGUUGCCUUUAAUGAUGUGGAGGAAAGGGUCAUCAGAAUUGGUAGGAAAGAGGGUCUCAGCAUACUAAAAGCUUCAUUGACCACAACUUCUACUUUGACAAACAGUCUCAGCCUGUUGUGGAGCAAUUCAAGAAUGAAUAAAGGUCCAAGUCUAUCCAUACAAGAGCAUAGCUUGCAAGAACAGUGGAGUACAUAG